Lactuca saligna is the source of this 342-nucleotide messenger RNA. NCBI's taxonomy places the organism in Eukaryota, Viridiplantae, Streptophyta, Magnoliopsida, Asterales, Asteraceae. The record is from the annotation of a GenBank genome assembly.
AUGAAAAAUGUGAACCAUGGUAAUGGUGAGCCUAUUGGUGAGUUCAUGUCUCUGAUUCUUUUUAGGAGUAAGAAUGAUAGUUUCUCACCAGAGUAUAGAAGGGGUAGGGUUAGGAAUUCCAAUAUAGGUGAAAGUUCUUGUAGCAAGAGGCUUAAUUUAGAUUAUAUUGAUGAGGGUAUUCACAUUUCAAAGGAAAAGAAUGAUGAUCAGGAUGGUUCAACUGAUGUUCAGGAGGCAGCAACUUGUGUUCUUAUUGAUGAGAUGGAUGGUGUUAGGGAGGCUGCAACUAUUGUUCAGCAGGCAUCAACUGUUGAUGAAGGAUGCUACAACACCCCCUGUUAA